Molecule: messenger RNA, 1155 nt
Organism: Aspergillus alliaceus
Lineage: Eukaryota; Fungi; Ascomycota; Eurotiomycetes; Eurotiales; Aspergillaceae
Product: putative short chain dehydrogenase/ reductase
Exons: 1
Coding region: 145-924 (259 amino acids)
Source: RefSeq, a predicted model, not a curated record
AUAUUCUCUCAAAUAAGGCUCUGUUCUCACUCCCCUUGUUGAAGCCCUUGGAGAUUUAUAGUCCCAUCUGGCCAUCUGCGUGCCUUCGUUGAAAAUACAUCUUUAUACCACCAUUCUCAUUUCAAGGGUACCAAUUGCCGCAAAAUGGCACGUAUCCUGAUAACAGGCUCUACGGAUGGCCUUGGCCUCGAGGCUGCCCGUCAGCUGGUUCAGCGUAAUCACACCGUCUAUCUUCAUGCGCGUAGCCAAGAGCGCGCAGAUGAUGCCAAGGCAAAAUGCCCAGGAGCUGCUGGCGUGCUGAUUGCAGACUUGACAAGUGUGGCAGAGACGCGCAAACUGGCCGAGGAAGCAAACGCGAUUGGUACCUUCGACGCCGUUAUUCUUAAUGCCGGAUUACUUUACGGACCCUUCCGCAAGACGCCAGAUACUGGCGUGCCAGCUAUGGUCUUCGUCAACGUUCUCGCACCCUAUAUUCUCUCCUGUCUCCUUACGCAGCCCAAGCGGCUUAUAUUUAUCGCUUCUGUCCUACACCGAGAAGCCCACACGGACGUGAAGGAUAUUUUCUGGUUUGAGCGCGGGGAAAAGGAAUUCCAGGAUUUUCCCGCAUACUGCGAUUCGAAGCUUCAUGUCAUGCUUCUGGCUAAUGCGGUGGCAAGGCGGUUUAAUAACACCUCGGUCACGGCUGUGCAUCCUGGAUGGGUUGCUACCAAGAUUGGAGGUCAAAGCGCUAUCAACAAGCUGGAGGAUGGUGUCGAGACAUAUGUCAUGCUGGCCGAAGGGGAUUAUGAUCAAAGUCUCACCGGUGUGUAUUUUGAACCCAACAGGAAGAUUGGUGAACCUCUCGCAGUGACAGCGGACGAACAUUUGCAGGAGGUCGUCGUCAAAGCUUGCGAGGAUGUCACCGGUCUUAAGUUAGUAGCUUAAGUUUGGCCUGUCGGCACCUAUUCAUAAUCGGCGUGCAUCUUCUAAGACCCAUUUUUUUUUUUAAAAAAAAAAAAAAAAAAAAAAAAACAUAGUUGGGUUUCUAAAAGCCGAGGCCCGGGCUCUUACUGGGCUGGCUUCAUUUCAUGAAAUCGCGGUGUCCUUCAUAACUACUAGUCGAUCGCAUGGGAGUCUUGCACGCGAGGAUAGAAAGUGGCGUUUUAUCGGAUGAUC